AUGGCCGGAAUCAAGCGCGACUCUGCGGCAGCUGCUGUGUCGGCGAAAAGUAAGAAGGACAAGUUGGAGAAGAAGUCGUCCAAGGGCGAGUCCAAGCAUGCUGUCAAGCCUGUGAAGAAAAGCCACAAGGUUGCUGAAGCCCUCGAAGAAUCCGACACCAGCGAGCAGGACAACAGCUACGGCGGCUUUUCCGCCAACCCGGACGUUGACAUGGCCGACAGCGACUCGGAAGAGCAGCCAAAGUCCAAGACGCAGAAGCGCAAAGCAGAAGACGAGCCCACGGAAAAGAAGAAGAAGUCCAAGUACGAGACGCCCAAGGAGAUUUCGUCCAAGCUGGCCGACAUGCAUGCCAGCAACUCGCGCGAAGCACACGCAAAGCAAAAGGCCCUUGCCAAAGAACGCAAAAACGCCAAGCCGAACGCCGACGUUAUCGAGCGUUCCAAGAAGCUGUGGGAGAAGCUGCGUCUCAAGUCGCACGUCGACAAGGACGAGAGGAAAGAACUUGUCAAGGAGCUCUUUGAGAUCAUCACCGGCCGCGUCAAGGACUUCGUCUUCAAGCACGACUCCGUACGAGUCAUCCAGACAGCAAUCAAGUACUCCACCAUGGAGCAGAGAAGAAUGAUUGCGCGCGAACUCAAGGGCGAGUUCAAGGUGUUGUCUGAGGGCAAAUACUCCAAGUUCUUGAUCGCCAAGCUGGUCGAAAAGGGUGACCCAGAGAUUCGCGACCUGAUCAUCACCGAGUUCUACGGACACGUCAAGCGCAUGAUCAACCACCCCGAGGCAGCAUGGAUCUUGGAUGAUAUCUACAGAGCAGUUGCCACACAAGAGCAGAAGAACCGCCUUUUGCGCGAGUGGUAUGGUGCAGAAUUCUCCAUCAAGGGCCUUGGGCCGCAGGGCACAGACAGUGCAGACCUGGCAACCAUCCUUGAAGAGUCACCGGAGAAGAGAAAGCCCAUCAUGAGUUACCUCGAGAACCAGAUCAAUUCUCUGAUUCAGAAGAAGCUCAACGGCUUCACCAUGCUGCACGACGCCAUGUUGCAGUACUUUCUUGUCUGCGAACCAGGCACAGAGCAAGCGAACGAUUUCUUGGAGCACCUCAAACCUGACCCAACCCUCAAGGAGGGAGAAGAGGCCGACAACGUUGACUUGAUGAAGAACCUAGCAUUCACAAAGUCUGGCUCUCGACUCGUAUCACUUUGCUUCGCAUACGGCUCAGCAAAGGACCGAAAGUUAUUCCUGAGACCUUACAAGGACACAAUCGAGACCAUGGCCUUCGACCAACAUGCGCACCAUGUUCUCCUUGCCGCCUUGGCCGUUACAGAUGACACCAAGUUAUCUUCCAAGUCGAUAUACAGCGAACUUCUCCCAAGCAACGACACCCUCGCCGAGAAGGUCCUAAAUCUUUGCAACGACGCACGCGCCCGCACGGUUCUUCUUUACCCCUUCGCCGCUGAUGCCAAGUGGUUCCUAGACGACAGCACACGCGAGCGUCUUACAGAAAUCUACACAAUCCGGCAAACAACCUCCAAAAAGGACCCCAACACUCGUCUCCAGGAGGUCACCAAGAGCAUAGAGGCCCAGCUCCUCAACGCCAUUACCGCACGUGCCGCGGAUUUUGCAUCCUUUACAUUCGGUCUGCAAUUUAUGGGUGAGAUCCUUGUUGGGGCGCCGGAAGUCGAACCAAAGACACGCAAAGAGGCGCUUGCUGAGGUUGCGCGCCUGUCGCAGUCGAUUCUUGGCUCUUCGCUGCCGGCCAGUGCUGGCGACAGCAAGGCCACCAGUCACGGUAAGAACAUGCUCAAAACGCUUGUCCAAGGCGGCAAGUUUGACCCCCAGGCCAAGAAGGUCGUGCCUGUCACUCCAGCGCUUGGGUUCGCGGACAUGCUCUGGGCAGAGAUCAAGGAUAACGUCGUUGAUUGGGCCACCGGCGAAGGAUCGUUUGUUAUUGUUGCGUUGACUGAAGCCGAGGCUUUCGAGAAGAAGAACGAGGUGCUGAAGGCACUGAAGAAGGACAAGAAGAAGCUGGAGACUGCUGCAGGGCCAGCAAAGAGCAAGGAUGCAGAUGCGAAGGUUAAAAAGGGGAAGAAGGGCGAGAAGAAGGAAGAUGCGCCCAGGGGUAAUGCUGGCGCGAGGAUAUUGCUUGAGAAGUUGUAG
Molecule: messenger RNA, 2154 nt
Organism: Ascochyta rabiei
Lineage: Eukaryota; Fungi; Ascomycota; Dothideomycetes; Pleosporales; Didymellaceae
Product: Pumilio y domain member 6
Exons: 3
Coding region: 1-2154 (717 amino acids)
Biological process (GO): regulation of translation
Cellular component (GO): nucleolus
Molecular function (GO): mRNA binding
Source: RefSeq, a predicted model, not a curated record